Emericellopsis atlantica is the source of this 1211-nucleotide messenger RNA. RefSeq names its product Extradiol ring-cleavage dioxygenase, class III enzyme, subunit B. Bases 287 to 1156 code for a protein of 289 amino acids. Gene Ontology annotation, molecular function: ferrous iron binding; oxidoreductase activity, acting on single donors with incorporation of molecular oxygen; zinc ion binding. Lineage: Eukaryota; Fungi; Ascomycota; Sordariomycetes; Hypocreales; Bionectriaceae. The record is from RefSeq and is a predicted model, not a curated record. The transcript is spliced from 3 exons.
UGUCCCCUGCCCCAGAGCUCACCUGUCUAUGAAGAAUAGAUGACAAGACAGGGAACAAGCUGGCCAUUGGCCCUUGGGGGACACGCUGAGAUGCGGAGAACAGGAUCCAGACGUACUACGUACUACGCGUGACUGUGGAGGUGCGCCCCACACCUCCCCGGUAUGAGUAUCGGCGAGAUGCCUCCACUACCCGAGACCAGAUACCGUGGGUCUAGAGUCUGGAGUCUGGACCUCAAGCUGGGACUGUUACUUCGUCUUUAGUGCCUUACCAGUCCUUGUUGAAGAAAUGAAUUCAUUGGCCCCUGUCCACUUCUUCUCCCAUGGAUCAACCAUGAUGCUGGGAGAACCAUCCGAGUCCGCAGACUACUGGAAGAAGGCUGGCGACCUUGCCCUGGCUCACAAGAUCAAGGGAGUCAUCAUGAUGGGUGCGCACUGGGACACCGCAGGGAACGGCAUCCAGGUUGCGACAAAUCCGAAGCCUGGCAAGUCUCCUGUUGCCUACGUCCAUCCGUCCAAGUACGAGAACUACCAGCUCAACCCGGACCUGAAGACAGCGGAGCGAUGCAUCAAGUUGCUCUCCGAUGCUGGCUUCGAGGCCUCUGGGGAUCCGACCUUUGAAUGGAUCCACGACACGUACCUGAUUCUGAUCCGCGCCUUUCCGGACGGCUGUCCACCCACCACGCUCAUCUCGAUGAAUGCGCGCUACGACCCCCACUACCACAUGCGCGUCGGCCAGGCCUUACGCUGCCUGAGAAAGGAGGGUUAUCUCAUCAUCGGCUCCGGUGGCGCCGUGCACAACCUCUACCGCAACUACUGGGCGCCCAUGGUCCACUACUCUGAUAACUUUGCGCAGGAACAGCCCCCCGAGCCCUGGGCGCUCGAGUUCCGUCAAGCCUUUGAGGACGUUGUCACGACUACCAGCGGACCUCAACUCCGCAGAGCCAUGUCGCGCUUGAUGAAGCACCCGCUGUACCGAGAUGCGCACGCCACCGAUGAUCACUUUAUGUCGGCCUUGUUUGUGGCAGGCGCUGUUGGAGACGAGGAGGACGAGGGGGUGUAUGGAAAGCUGGAGGCGGAGACGUGGGAGUUGACAAACAUGUGCAACAGCCAGUAUACGUUUGGGAGCUGGCCUAAGACGUUGGCGUCACCAGUUUAAAUUGAGAGAUUGGCAAUGUACGAUGAAAUUAGUAAGGGGUAUAGAUACUGGUCAC